This is a messenger RNA of Hypoxylon trugodes, 1171 nucleotides long. RefSeq names its product 50S ribosomal protein L14. Gene Ontology annotation, molecular function: large ribosomal subunit rRNA binding; structural constituent of ribosome. Gene Ontology annotation, biological process: translation. Lineage: Eukaryota; Fungi; Ascomycota; Sordariomycetes; Xylariales; Hypoxylaceae. Bases 392 to 787 code for a protein of 131 amino acids. The record is from RefSeq and is a predicted model, not a curated record. Gene Ontology annotation, cellular component: mitochondrial large ribosomal subunit; ribosome. The transcript has 3 exons.
AGCUGAGCCACUACAGCCACAAUUAGAAAUGUGUCCAGUGUUUCCGAAAAGAGUCUCCGGGCCGUCCGGGCAACGCAGCCCACCUAAUCUUUCACAUUAAAUUGAAUUACCUAGGUAGGUACGCACUACACGAUCCUAUUACGGUAAGCCCCAAGCAAGGGGUCAGGACAAUCGAUCUAAUCCGGGUUCAGGGGCCUUAAUAGCAAUGACCAAUCAGAUUACCCCACUGCACAUCAGCCUUAGACCUUUUUUUUCUUGAUUGACAGAGCCUCGAAAUUUCAACCUCAAACUAAAACUAGAAUCCCCCACGCUGUCACCACUUCUUUCUCACACCUUCGCAUUGCAUUAGUCGGGAUUGGGGGCCCUAUACUGGGGGUGCGAACCAGACAAGAUGAUUCAACUCAAGACGAUGCUUAAUUGCAUCGACAAUUCGGGCGCCGCCUUAGUCGAAUGCGCCCUCGUUAUCGGCCAGAAAAGAGCUGCGACCAUCGGUGACAGAAUAGUAGCCAUCGUUCAAAAACAGCGCGGUGCCAGCGACGCCGGUAUGAGUACAGCCUCGGCCACGAAUAAAGUCAAGCGCGGCGACAUCCGACACGCGAUCAUCGUCCGUACCCGAAAACAAGUCCAGCGACCCGACGGCAGCGUCGUCCGUUUCGGUGACAACGCAUGCGUCCUUGUCAACAAGGCCGGAGACCCUGUCGGCACACGUGUGAACGGCGUGGUAGGGUCUGAAUUAAGGAGACGAGGUUGGAGCAAGAUAUUGAGCAUGGCACCAGCUCACGCAUAAACGAUAUACAUAGUAGGAGGAAAUAUUUAAGUACUUGCACAUAUUAAAACACGACGUGUCAAUGCCGUAUAUGAUAUUCUCGAAGUUCUAAAUAGAAUUGGGGAAUGCGGAUGAAUAUCGACGGAUAGAAAUUGUACGACUCAUGUACCAUACCAAGCGCGCAUGUAACAGGCAUUGAGAGGGUGUAUCGGCGUUCUAGCCAUUAGCUUGUGCCCGAUGUCCAGGAUCGUGGACUAUUCUGGCGAUCGAAUCUACAAAAUCCCCACGGUACUACUAUACGUUCCUAACAUGCUUCUCACUUGUACUCGUAACACGGUUGCAUUCUAGGUAUAUCAGUCGUCAUGAAGUGACUACAGCUGCACAAUAGAUCAAGCAAGUACAACC